Messenger RNA from Vanderwaltozyma polyspora DSM 70294, 1299 nucleotides. RefSeq names its product adenylosuccinate synthase (gene ADE12). Gene Ontology annotation, cellular component: cytoplasm. The record is from RefSeq and is a predicted model, not a curated record. Gene Ontology annotation, biological process: 'de novo' AMP biosynthetic process; IMP metabolic process. The transcript has a single exon. Bases 1 to 1299 code for a protein of 432 amino acids. NCBI's taxonomy places the organism in Eukaryota, Fungi, Ascomycota, Saccharomycetes, Saccharomycetales, Saccharomycetaceae. Gene Ontology annotation, molecular function: adenylosuccinate synthase activity; GTP binding.
AUGGUUAACGUGGUUUUGGGUUCCCAAUGGGGGGAUGAAGGUAAAGGUAAAUUGGUUGAUUUGCUAGUUGGCAAAUACGAUAUUGUUGCUCGUUGUGCUGGUGGUAAUAACGCUGGCCACACCAUUGUCGUGAAUGGUAUUAAAUAUGAUUUCCAUAUGCUACCUUCUGGUUUGGUCAAUCCAAAUUGUUCGAAUUUAUUGGGUAACGGUGUUGUUAUUCAUGUUCCUUCCCUUUUUAGUGAGUUGAACAAUUUAAGUGAAAAGGGUUUGAAAGAUUGUGACAAGAGGCUGUUUAUCUCUUCAAGAGCACAUAUAGUCUUCGAUUUCCAUCAACAUACCGAUAAGUUAAGAGAGUUGGAGUUGAAAGGGAUUUCAAAAGAUGGUAAAAAUAUUGGUACUACAGGUAAAGGUAUUGGUCCAACCUAUUCAACAAAGGCUUCGAGAUCAGGUUUAAGGGUUCACCAUUUGGUUAAUGACCAACCUGGUGCUUGGGAAGAGUUUGAAGCAAAAUACCGUAGACUAUUGAAAACUAGAAGGGAACGUUAUGGUGACUUCGAAUACGAUCCUGAAGAAGAACUAAACCGUUAUAAGAAAUAUAAGGAGUUAUUGAAACCAAUGGUCGUAGAUUCUGUCUUCUUCAUCAACAACGCCAUUGCUAAUGGUAAGAAAAUAUUAGUUGAAGGUGCCAACGCUUUGAUGUUGGAUAUCGACUUCGGUACCUAUCCUUUUGUCACUUCCUCAAGCACUGGUAUUGGUGGUGUGAUCACUGGUUUAGGUGUUUCUCCAAGACAUAUCAACGAAGUCUACGGUGUGGUAAAAGCUUACACUACAAGAGUGGGUGAGGGUCCAUUCCCAACUGAACAAUUGAAUGAGCAAGGUGAGAAAUUACAAACUAUCGGUGCUGAAUUCGGUGUCACUACAGGUCGUAAGCGUCGUUGCGGUUGGUUGGAUUUGGUAGUAUUGAAGUAUUCAGCCAUGAUCAACGGCUACACCAGCUUGAACAUCACAAAAUUAGACGUUUUGGAUACUUUCAAAGAAAUCCCAGUCGGUGUAUCGUACUCCAUCAACGGUAAGAAAUUGGACUCCUUCCCAGAAGACCUAAUAAACUUGGGUAACGUCGAUGUAGAGUAUGUUACUCUGCCAGGUUGGGAUCAAGACAUCACUAAAAUCACAGAAUUUGACCAAUUGCCAGAAAACGCCAAAAAGUACUUAAAAUUCAUUGAAGAUUUCGUCGGUAUUCCAAUCGAAUGGGUAGGUACUGGUCCUGCAAGAGAAAGCAUGCUGCAUAGAGAUGUUUAA